ACCACCACCACCACCGCUGCCGCCUUCCGUCUUUCUUUCUUUCCUUCUCCUUUCAAACAGCACUACUUGCCACCAGAGCUAUGGCCAAUCUACCCAAUCUCCGACGCCUGUUUGUCGAGGCUAGAACAGAGGCGGAAGAGAACGAGUACUCCAGAACAGCGUUCUAUAACCUCGUCCUCUUCAUCUCUUCCGUCGCCGUUUUUAGCCUGGUGGCUCAACGUAUGGGCGGAACAAAGACAGGGAAAUAAGGCGUGAUGUGCCAACAUGGACUAUUCAAUUAUCUCGAGUGUCAUUACGACCCACAGCCUGCGC
This is a messenger RNA of Aspergillus eucalypticola CBS 122712, 312 nucleotides long. Its product is annotated as DUF5310 domain-containing protein. NCBI's taxonomy places the organism in Eukaryota, Fungi, Ascomycota, Eurotiomycetes, Eurotiales, Aspergillaceae. The transcript has 3 exons. Bases 81 to 248 code for a protein of 55 amino acids. The record is from RefSeq and is a predicted model, not a curated record. Gene Ontology annotation, biological process: outer mitochondrial membrane organization.